CAUAGAAACGCGGCAGAAGCGCCUGGAGCGUUCAUCUGUCGUUCCCGGGAGAGGAGGCCAGAGGGGAGAGAAGGUCUGGCAAGAGAUGAGAAAGGAAUGAAGAAAGAGGAGGUUCCAGGACCUAGUUUUGCCCUUUCUGGGAACACUUUCAACUGGAGUGUGAGAUUUCUAACUAGAAAUUUGGGGUAUAUCAAAGAAGACAAAGAGAAGAGUAUACCAGUUGCUGGCCGUUUCCUAAAACAGAAGAAAAUGAUCCAGGCUCAGGAAUCGCUGACGCUGGAAGAUGUGGCCGUGGACUUCACCUGGGAGGAGUGGCAGCUCCUGGUCCCCCAUCAGAAGGACCUGUACAGGGACGUGAUGUUGGAGACCUACAGCAACCUGGUGUCAGUGGGGUAUCAACUCGGCAAACCAGACAUUCUCUCCAAGUUGGAACGAGGGGAAGAACCAUGGACAAUAGAAGAUGAACUCCACAGUCUAGUCUGUCUAGACACUAGCAAAGUUGAAAAUUAUCUCCAAGGUCAGUGGGAAAAUCAAAGAAUGAUGAAAGGUAUAGAACAAAACUACAGACACAAUACAUUUGGAAAUACUGUUCUUCAAAGCAAAAGUCAUUUUCCUUUCAGGCAAAAUCAUGGUAUGUUAGAGUUGUACAUGAAAACUCUGAAAUCAAAUUUAAGUUUGAUCAAACCGAGUAAAAUCUAUGAAACUAAGAACUCUGCUAAAUUGAAUGGAGAUGGAAAAUUAUUUCAGCAUGGCAAUCAUGAAGAUUUUCAUCUUAGAGUUAAAUUCCCUGUCAGUGCAAAACGCACCAGCAGUAAGUCCCAGGUCAUUAAGCAUCAGAGAUCUCAUGAAGUGGAGAAAGCCCACAUGUGCAGUGAAUGUGGGAAAGCCUUCAUUAAGAAGUCUCAGCUCACUGAUCAUGAGAGAGUUCACACAGGAGAGAAACCUUAUGGAUGCAGUCUGUGUGCAAAAGUAUUCUCCAGAAAGUCCAGGCUCAAUGAACAUCAGAGAAUUCACGAAAUAGAGAAAUCCUUUAUAUGCAGUGACUGUGGCAAAGUCUUCACUAUGAAGAGCCGUCUGACUGAACACCAGCGAAUUCACACUGGAGAAAAACCCUACGUGUGCAGUGAAUGUGGAAAAGGCUUCCCAGGGAAGCGUAAUCUCAUUGUACAUCAACGAAAUCAUACUGGAGAGAAAUGCUUUGUCUGUAGUGAAUGUGGGAAAGGCUUCACUGGGAGGAGCAUGCUCAUCAUACAUCAGCGAACUCAUACAGGGGAGAAACCCUACACUUGCAGUGAGUGUGGGAAAGCCUUCACCACGAAGCACUAUGUCCUCAUACAUCAACGAAAUCAUACAGGAGAGAAACCAUAUGUAUGCAAUGAGUGUGGAAAAGGCUUUACCAUGAAGAGCCGUCUGAUUGAACAUCAGCGAAUGCACACUGGAGAGAAACCCUAUGUGUGCAGUGAAUGUGGAAAAGGCUUUCCCAGGAAGAGUAACCUCAUUGUGCAUCAGAGAAAUCAUACAGUACAGAAAUCCUAUGUAUGUGGUGAAUGUGGGAAAGGCUUCACUGUGAAGAGCAUGCUUAUCAUACAUCAGCGAACGCAUACUGGAGAGAAACCCUACAUCUGCAGUGAGUGUGGGAAAGGCUUCCCCUUGAAGAGUCGGCUAGUUGUACAUCAGCGAACACAUACUGGAGAGAAACCGUACAGAUGCAGUGAAUGUGGGAAAGGCUUCAUCGUGAACAGUGGGCUGAUGUUACACCAGCGAACUCAUACUGGAGAGAAACCCUAUAUAUGCAAUAAAUGUGGAAAAGGUUUUGCCUUUAAGAGCAAUCUUGUGGUACAUCAGCGGACUCAUACUGGAGAGAAACCCUUUUCAUGCAGUGAAUGUGGAAAAGGCUUUAUCAUGGAAACUGAGCUCAUUUUACAUCAGCAAAUCCAUACUGGAGAGAAACCUUACGCAUGCAAUGAAUGUGGGAAAGGAUUUGCUGUGAAAAGUCGUCUAAUCGUCCAUCAACGAACUCACACAGGAGAGAAACCUUUUGUGUGCAGUGAAUGUGGGAAAGGCUUCUCUUCUAAGAGAAAUCUCCUUGUACAUCAUAGAACUCAUACUGGGAACAAACCCUAACA
Messenger RNA from Pteronotus mesoamericanus, 2126 nucleotides. RefSeq names its product zinc finger protein 432-like. Gene Ontology annotation, biological process: regulation of DNA-templated transcription. The record is from RefSeq and is a predicted model, not a curated record. Bases 97 to 2124 code for a protein of 675 amino acids. NCBI's taxonomy places the organism in Eukaryota, Metazoa, Chordata, Mammalia, Chiroptera, Mormoopidae. The transcript is spliced from 6 exons.